CUUGAUCCGGUCGGUCAUCCUAAGCCAGUCAAGAGCGAUGUAUCGGGAUACAUGUCCCCGAGUAGAUGUCCGCUACUUCCUAGAACGGCGGGUUACUUCUUCGGUCGACUCGGUUGUCUUAGGGCAACUUUCUGCACUAAACCUUCCUGUCAUGCUGUCCGCUCACAAGCUCUCUCGGUAACACGCGGCACACAACGAUGGAUCCUAGCUAAUGUGACUUGGUCGAGCCUCUGCGAAGGAAAGCGCCUGAAGGCCUUCUCUCUUGAGUGACGGUCGAAAUGAGCCACUUGACUCCCUCCACCGCAUUUGUAGGGCUCUUCAGUGCACUGCAGGGGUGAAUGCGAAGGUGUGUUGCCCUCGGCCGACACCUCGAGCCGUCCUCAAUGCUGUCCGAUGACCCAAUCUUGCGCUCGGUGAAGCCGUCAUCUUUCGUACAUGACUUGUCCACCGCCGGCGAAGGCUCCUUGGCAUCACUGGAACCCAGUAACAGGCCGCCGUUUCCCUCGUGGGUUGCAUCGCCAGCUUUUGAGCUGCCGGGAGAUGCGGCAAGGUCUCCAUCAUCGGCCACAAGCUCCUUGCGGGGCACGGCAGGCUCGGAGCGCAUGGGCACUGGAGGCCUCUCAAUAGGGAUCUGAGGGGAGGGGUUGGCCACCUCGACAGUCUUGAGCUCAAGGCGCCGUGCAAUCUCGUCGACGUGGGCGGCCUGUGGGAGGUCUUGCUUGUUGGCCAGCAGCAGGACAGGCACUGUGCCGAGAUCAGGAUGCGAAAGGACUCCAUGCAGGCACUUCCUCGCCUCACCUAAGGCGACAAACACGAGCCAGGUCGGAGCACUCAAUUGCUCUUCAUUCACUUCACUGUUUACCAAAUCUGUCUGCGUCGCUGGAGUCAACAAGAAACAGGACUCCAUCAGUCUAAGGCACACAGAAGGAAGCAGAGGGCACGGCAUCGGAUGGAUGUCUGUACAGAUGGGACAUGUUCAAGCAUCCGGUCACCUCGCUGUAGUACUUCUGCCAAACAGACCGGAACGCCAGCUGACCCCCCAAGUCCCAGAAUAUUGCUGAUCUGCACAACCAGGAGGUGCAUGAGCUCAUUCACUCCUCUUUCCACUGAUUGGGACGAAACUGCUGUGUCCGAGGGCCUUACACGCUGCCGAUCUUGACCUUUGCGAGGUUGAAGCCUAUGGUGGGAAUCGCUGGAAACACAAUCAUCGAAACACGCCUACUGCCCGUCCACUCCCUCGUCCGAAAGCAUACUUACUGUCCAGCUGCGAACGUCCCUUCAGGUGGUUGAGAAGUGUCGUCUUUCCCGCUCCGUCGAGCUGUGCAGCAGCAGGGAAGGGAAACAAUGGGGGGGAUGUCCUUCUUUUCCCUCUCUUCCCUCUGCACGGCUGACCCCGAGAAUGGCUAUCUUCACUUCCGAUGUCGACCACUGAUCGGAAGAGAGCACACAUGAGCACGCGAAUCAAGCAAUCAGCCUCCACUGACCAGCCACCGCAGAAAGCCACUGAGGAGGGAGAACUGACACGGAGGACAAUCAAGCGAUAAUGAGCGCAGCAUGUGAUGAAUCGGCUUCUUUCGCCUCACCAUGGGGGACCGCAGGUGUCGAUGCCCGCAGCUACAUGGGUUCCAUGGGAAGGGCAGAUAGGCCUUGUGCAUGCAUUCUGCGUAUGCCUGUUGCC
Molecule: messenger RNA, 1678 nt
Organism: Vitrella brassicaformis
Lineage: Eukaryota; Vitrellaceae
Source: the annotation of a GenBank genome assembly